CUGGCUGCCAACCGCGGAGCCAGAGGCACGGCAGCCGCAAGGCGCAUCUCAUCACGUACUACGAGCAUUCCCCCAUUCACCAGACACAAGCACGAUGAAGCCGCUCUUCCGCCCUGCCAAGCAAUCGUCGCCGCGCCAAAGUCUCUCGGCGCGACCACAAACAGCCGUCCUGGAUGUCCUCACGCAGCCGGAUCUGCUGGCACUCAUUGCCGCCUAUCAAGCCGGCACGUCGCGCGAGCUCGCUCGGAUCUUCAAAAAGUACCGGCAACAGCUCCACAAGCCCGAGUACGCCAUGGUCAACGGCGGCGACGCCAGCGAGUUCCGCUGCUUUGUGCUCUUCAAGCUCCUCUCGGACGGCAAGACCGCAGGCGUGCACCUGCUGUUGCGCGAGUUUCCCGACGGCUACAGCUGCCCCAAGAUGAAAGCUGCGGCCGACCUCUAUGCGAUUGACGCCGCGUGCCGCCUUGGCGACCUGGACGUUGUCAAGUUCCUCCAUGAACACCACUUGGGCUUGUGCAGCCAAGCCGCAAUGGACGCGGCGGCGUCGAGCGGCAGCCUCUCGAUUGUCAAGUACCUCCACCGCCACCGCGACGAAGGGUGCACUCCCCUUGCGCUCGCCCACGCCAAGCGCUUUGGGCACAUCAAGAUCUUCAACUACCUCGCCACGCACGUCGCAACCAACGAAACUCCGAUUCCGGAAAAGUCGGCGCUCACAGCCCGCGACACGGUGGCCGCCACGAGCGACUGCACCAUCCAAUAGGCAUCGUUCUUAGCUGCUUUUAUUUACCGUAUUUAUGCAAAAAGCCACAACUGCACACAUGAUUGUCGAUAGUCACAAAUUUGGAUUGGGGUGGAAACAACGUCUUUCUUUUGGCAUCGA
Messenger RNA from Saprolegnia diclina VS20, 880 nucleotides. RefSeq lists its product as hypothetical. The record is from RefSeq and is a predicted model, not a curated record. Gene Ontology annotation, molecular function: protein binding. Lineage: Eukaryota; Oomycota; Saprolegniomycetes; Saprolegniales; Saprolegniaceae. The transcript has a single exon. Bases 95 to 760 code for a protein of 221 amino acids.